Strongylocentrotus purpuratus (purple sea urchin) is the source of this 8406-nucleotide messenger RNA. RefSeq names its product protein bicaudal C homolog 1 (gene bicc1). Gene Ontology annotation, molecular function: protein binding; RNA binding. Gene Ontology annotation, cellular component: cytoplasm. NCBI's taxonomy places the organism in Eukaryota, Metazoa, Echinodermata, Echinoidea, Camarodonta, Strongylocentrotidae. The record is from RefSeq and is a predicted model, not a curated record.
GAGAUGGGUUGAAUAUAAGAGGAAGCAUUUCCAGUGUCUUUUUAUUCAGCUUUGUCCACCGGUUGGCUUCCUUCGCAAAUACGUGCGAGGAGAGUGGGUGAUAGAGCAAGAGAGAAAGCGAGAGAGGAAGGGAGAGGGGAAAAGAGAAGAGUCUCUCUUUGUGAUCAUUGAUGCAUCCAAUCACUUUCUGUGGUGAAGUACAGUGUAUAGAUUCACCUACAGAGGGUCAUUGUGUCGUUUUUUGUUGGCAGAGACUUAAACCAGAAGCUUAGUGCUUGGGAUAAGAGGCCAAGGAACGUAAUGAAGAAGAAAAGCUCGGUGAAUCUGAAGAAGAAAAGUAACUGAUAAAGAGAGGGAGAGAGAGAGAGAGAGAGAGAGAGAGAGAGAUGAGGCAGUGAUUGGAUUGUGAAGUUGCUGAGAGCAAAGAGAUCUCUUUGCUGAGAGUGUGUCUUUUCACAUGCAUAUACAAGGCAUCAGGGUGCUAAUGUUUGCGUUUCCUCUGAGCGGGGAGACACUGGAUGGAAUAGUAUUGGGAGUAUCGGUGGUCGUGCUUCCUUGCAUAGUUUGUUGAUUAACACAAGAAGGAGAGUACGUGGGGUAGAACUUUCCUAGGAGACCGUACUCCACACGAUGCAACUCCUUUAGCGCUGCCUAGAUCAAGUGUAUUGUCAGUAUUUUUGUUGGAAGACGGUUGCAAUUCCCUGAACUGCGUGGAGCUGGGUCAGAGACACUUGUUGGCUUCAUAUUCUGACAGCGUGUCGUGUUUUCCUUCAAAUAUAUCGAGAGAAGAGGAAAAAAUGUUUUGUGGUCACUUCACAGCUUGAGUUCUCAGCGAGGAAACUAGGUUGGAGGGACCCGACCCUUGCGAAGCUCCUCCCAAGAAUUGUCUCUCCAACAAUGACAGUGAUGUCAAGUUCAGAUAGCUUGCAAUCUUGUUUGUGGUGCUAGGAUCUGAACUCAUGCAUAGGAUUUCACAAUAGAUCCUAUGCAUGCAGUGUAGACCUCUGACAGUUUAAAGUGUAGAAAAGAGGAGUACGGUGGAUUACUAUUUGAUAUUGACUAACUUGGAAGGUUUACAUUUGGAACUUUACCACUACCUCAAGUUUUGAUGAACUCCUUUAGUUAUGACCCUCACAUAAAAGUGGCGGGGAAACUUUUUCAUGUAGCAGCUGCCAAGGAAAAAAUCAUGUCGGUUCUAGACACAAAGAGUAACCGUGUGACGCUGAAGAUGGACGUGUCGUACACGGAGCACUCUCACGUUAUUGGCAAAGGGGGCGCCAUCAUCAAGAGGGUAAUGGACGACACCAAGUGCCACAUCCACUUCCCGGACUCUAACAGAGGCAGUCAGCAGGAGAAGAGCAACCAGGUCUCCAUAGCGGGACAGAUUGCUGGCGUGGAGCAAGCACGGGCUAAAAUCAGGGAAUUACUACCACUAGUGCUAAUAUUUGAGCUGCCAAUUACAAUGGGGGCGGUCCCCUCCAUGAACUCCCCCAUCGUGCAAGAAAUAGUACAGACCUACAAGGUUGCUGUCAAUAUGAAACAAAGGGGCCGGGGCUAUUCCACUACAGUGACGGUGAGGGGUGCAGCUAACAACGCCAGAGGGAUGAAGGAAGGGACAACCAGGUUAAUGGAACAUUUGACUGGGGCAGCAGGGGGCGCAUUACCAGUAAGCACACAGAUUGAGAUCUCACCACAGCAUCAUCAAUUCAUGAUGGGACGGGGAGGAUUAAACAUCAAGCAGAUCACUCAGUGUACAGGAGCUAGCAUUCACUUUCCUGAUCCUAAUAGCUCUCAGAAGAAGAGUUCAGUCUUCGUCUCCGGCAGCAUCGACUCUGUGAUCGUAGCCAGGCAUCUGUUGAUGGGAUGCCUUCCGUUGGUGUUGAUGUUUGAUAUGAGGGAGGAGGUAGAGGUUCAUACCACCAAGCUGGCUCAGCUUAUGGAACAGCUAGAUAUCUUCAUCAGUAUCAAACCAAAACCAAAGCAACCAAACAAAUCUGUCAUCGUGAAGAGCAUUGAGAGGAACGCUCCGAACAUGUACAGAGCCAGACAGAUCCUCUUGGGUCAAGAGUGUGAAAGUUGUGCUGUCAACGCCAAUCCCUCCCGUGGCAUGAAUGGAACAUGCCUGCCUGUACAUGGAUAUAAUGUGGGCACUGUUGGUCUUCUGGGUCACCCCCACCACCAAGGCACCAUGCCCGGUCUUACCACGGUCCUCCCCGGUCUUAACGGACUAGCUAACCUUAAUAACCGCAAUGCACUACACCUCACCAACACGUCCACCACACCAACUCAGUGGACGUUACAGAACAUACCUACCAGUCUGGCCUCAGGUUUGACGAAUGCAACAAUGACUCCAGUACUUGUACAGCAGCCUGUGAAUCCUCUCCUGCUGACAUCCCCUAGGGGAUCCAUCAGCUUCACUGCCAAUGCUGCAUCCAAUCCUAUAGUCACCAACCCGAUGUCACCUUCAAAUCCCACCGCUGCCACCGUUCCAACCGCUGUACACACCAUCCCUAAUGUCACUCCCUUGCAGGCAACGCUGCCAACUAACCAGGUUGCUGGCAGUGUUCAAGCUGCAGCGGCCAACCCAACGAUGGGUAUGCCAACGUUACAGACUGCCCUUCCCACUAGUCCCACAGGUAUGCCAGUCCCUCAGGGCUUAGGCUCUGCCAAUCAGACAGUUCUGCAGCCUGUUCUUUCUCAAAGUAUAGUAGGAAAUCCCACCGCUGCCACCAGUAUUCAACAGACACCAUUACAGAUUAGUUCUGCUGCAUCCAUGCCGCAACCAUCGACAACCCAGACACAGGUGUUCCCUACACCUGCAUUACUACCUCAACAGACACUUCAGGCCACCAUGCAGCAGAUGCAAGGUGCCCUCAACCAAGUGCGCGUUCAACAGCAACCUCCUCACCAGAUGAACGUCAACACCAGCCUUCCACCUCCACCUCUUCCCCAGGAUUUCUUCAACAAUCUCAACAUGGCCAGUACGGCUGCUUCAUCAACGACCCAGCCACCAUUCUCCGAAGCAUCCUUGUACACGACAACGCCUCACAAGCCGCCUCCGCCCCCAGGGUUCGCCAAGCGCGAUCCAAUGACAUCACAGCUAGCUCAGCUGGAGCUCAACGAUAUCACUGCUAGAAACCAGUUCACUAGUAUGUGCAAUAAUAACAACCACAUGAAGGAUUUGAUGAUGCAGUUGAAAAGCAUGCAAAUGACACAAGUACCAAAUACAGAUACACAUUACCCGUCCAACCAUAGAAGUAGUCAACCCCUGACCCCUAGGGAUGCCAGCUCCAUUGACCUCAUCACCACGGUAACGCCCCCAUUGGGUCAGCUGGGUCAGUCCUCCGAUCGGAACCUUGAUCACAGCGGCAGCAGCAGUGGUCAUAGUAUGCCUAGAAGUCCUACAAGCUUUGUGGACUUGGUGCUGGCACAGAACAACAACUUAUCUCCAAGUAGCAGUCUGAAACUUCAAAACACAAAGUUCUCACCAAACAACAGCAGCCAUGACCUGUCCAGCAUGCUGGGCGGAGGUCGAAGGUCACUCACUCCAGACGAAUCGUCUGUCUCACUCUUCUCUAACAGCAAUGGUAGUGUCACUCUCAAUGGAUACGGUACAAGGUCUUCCGAGUCGGGAUGCGAUUCCGACAGCUCCGACAAGCGAGCUCCAGGUUGUGAGAGGAGAGAGAGGAGACGGGAGAGGGAGCUAGAGCAGGAGCAGCAGGAGAACCAGGAGGGAGGAGACCCCAAGGAGCUCCAGUCUGCUCCAUAUGGAGAGGACUAUGACCAGAAGAAGUUCCUGGCAACUAAAGCUAUGAAGAAGAAGCCAGUGGUUCCAGAGGUUCGUGUCCCUACUGAUCUAUGGAGUGGUCUAGGAUUCUCCAAAUCAAUGCCAGAGUCAGCCAUCAGAGAGGCAAGGAGGACCAAUGGCUUCUCUCUCUUCCAGAUGGAUUCUAAUCCACUCCCUACAACAUAUGAGACACCAAACCAAGAAGGCGGUGAACAUUUAGAGGCUCCUUCCUCAUCAACCACCACCUCGACCACCAGCACAUGGCCUCCUGACAGGUUGAAUGGGGAUCCUCCUCCCAUCGAUGCCCCUAAUAAUGGCUUUGACUCCACACCAGGCUAUGUCAAGAAGAAGAAAACUACAUUCAGUGACGUAAGCUGCAGUAGCUACAUUGAGAGUACAACGUUGCCCAAGUCAAGCAAGGGAUUGUGGACUGCGAAUGACCUCAACGCUUCCCUCUCAUCCCGACCUGACCUCGGUGACAUCUUCAUGAACCUUGGCCUUGGAAAAUAUACAGAUGUCUUUCAGCAGCAAGAGAUUGAUCUGUCAACAUUCCUCACACUCACCGAUAGAGACCUAAAAGAGCUUGGAAUCACAACCUUUGGAGCAAGGAGAAAGAUGUUACUCGCUAUAUCAGAUCUCAACAAAACCAAUAAGGAUUCCCUCACCACCCAGACAUCCAUUGCCAAUCAGGGUUUCCAUGGCAACACACCCAGCAACGGUUUCAUUGCAGGACAGUCCAGUCAACACCCUACGUCGUGUUGGUAGUGAGUAGAGACCAGCUGGUUAGGGUGCCAUGGUCGUCAUGACAAUCGUAGAUUCAGCAAUAACUUUGAGGCUCUCUAGCUUGGUGAGGUUCAGCAACAUAAAUUGCUCCAUCCGGUGUGACAAUCAAACCUGCUUUAGCGACAACCUGUAUAAAACGACCAUCUGUCUAUAAAGACGUUUUAUUUUUCAUCUCCCUUGAAACUUGUUCUCCUUGAAACUUUGUUCUCAUCGAAACCUGAACUAAAGGAACCUGUAUGCAAAGACCACCUGCCUACAAAGACCCCCUUUUCUCUACUUGUCUCCCUUGAGUGGUCUAUGGUUUCACUGUACAAUAUUGUUGUUUUCUUUUUCAAGUCCGAGGCUUCAUCACUUAGUGGUACAGCAGAGGUCUCAUAAACAAAAGGUUCUGGAUUUGAAGCAAAAUGGAUGUGCAUGAGUGCCUUUGGGUAAUGUGUUGUUUGUUUUACAGUUCCUGUAGGUAAUUGGUUAUUUGUUAUUCAAGAACAUGACAGUUAUUACAUUUUGGCAGAAGCAACUUUUCCAUAUAUUCAAGCAUUUAGAAGCAAGUAUUAUAUGCUUUGAAAAUUGAAAAUAUGUUUCAUAUUUUUUUAUUUUCACAUUUGUUCUCAGGUUGUUGUUUUUUGUAUUCAAGCUGAACUUUUAUCUAAGUGGGCUGAAUAUAUUAAAGGAUUGAAACAAAGUUCCAAGAGUGCCGUAUGGAUUUUCAAAGAUAUGAGACCAGCGUGUGUUUUUUUCUUCCUCAAAGUGUGCCUUACAUUUGCAAGAAUAUUAGACAAACUUAUUUCAUCAUGCUUCCAAGACAUUGGAGAGAUUGUGACCUUAAUUUUAAAACUUCUAUAUACAUGUAUUUCUGUAUAUGAGAAGUUUUAAAAAAAAGCACUUCCAAUAAAUGUUACAUCACUAUCACCUUGGUAUUUUUGUACAUUAGUUAAAGUCAUCAGGACAUUAUAGAUGAAGAAAAAGAGAAACGAUUUGUUUUAGAAAUUAUCUGCCUUGUAGUUAUUUUGAUCAGUAUACAUGCAUACAGGUUUGUGCACUGAAAAGCAGAAUAUGUAUUCUAUUUUCUUAGAAUUAUAUUAGUGAAGACAAAAAUUGUAUUCAUAUAAAUGCAUUCACCACAUUUACGUUAUACACAUUGUUCUCAAACUGAAGAUUUGGGAUGAGCUUGCUCAGAGCAAGAUCUUUUUGACGAUCAUUUUUAUUUCAUUUAUACAUUCAUAAAGACUACCUUGUAUGACAAUCAGUAUUUUGUGUUUGGGCUUGGUAUAAAUUUCAUGGGAAUUGCCAGAUAAAAACUAAAAUCCAUUUACUUUUAGUCACUGAAAUUUGUUCUAUAUUUCAAAUUGACUUCUAGCUAUCUUUUUAUGAAAAUAGAAAUGUAGAAAUGCAUCUUUUACUAAAAAAAUUACUGCUCUUUAUCUAUUUAUAAAUAGGCCUACACCUAUACACUAUACCCUCAUAUGGACUUUUUUGAAGUAUUUUUUAUUUAAUUACCUCAAUCAUUGGCAUUAGAAUUUGGAGAUUCAUUGAAAUAUACGGAAGUCGUGUUGGACAAAGAAACUUUAGUUGUGGUUGGAAGCAUAAAUUUGGACGUGACAAAUUUUAGUCAGAAUUAAAGGGAUAACUUGUGUUUUCGUGUAUUAAGCUUUACCUUUAAGAAAAAGAUUCAAUUGACUUGAAGAUGCUAUAUUGUAUUUUUCUAGCCCUCCUCCCUUUUUUUAAUUGGCUGAUUAUUGUAAUGUGUGCUGGCGUGCAUUACUUAGUCCUUCCCACUUUUUAGACAAGAACAUAUUCAACGAUGUCUUAUCACUGAUAACUUAGUAUUUAAUGCUCUAAGAUGUGCCUAUUGCAUAUAUUUAUACCACAAAGUGCUCUUUCUACAUGUAUGUUAAAGUAAUAAUUAUGAUACUUUUGUUCUUUAGAAUGAGGAAUGAGAAGUUUGUUGUAGAUAGUAAAAUGUUUGAACACUGAUCAUGAAGAAUGAAUGUACACAUAUUUGAUUAUUGCCAAUGAAUUAUUGGUAUUUAUUUUAGAUUGAAUAUUUAAGUUAUUGAUUGAUAAAUUUAAUCUAAGGUAAUUAUAAACAUUUGUGCUCUUUUGCAAGAGAAAAAAAAACUCUUUUCCCGCACAAGAAGUUAAUAAAAUUAUUGUGCUCAAUUAAUGUAAACUGAGAAUUGAUAUGGACUGAAGUACAUAUGAAGUAUUUAUAGUAUUUAUUUCACCACUAUUAUAAGAGUAUUAUCAAAGCAAUAGUCAUAAAAUUGCAUAUUAUAUGUGCGCUACAGUUUUUUUUAAUUUUCAUAUUACUGUAUGAGAAUUUCAUAAAUUUCAUCUGAGGCAUUUUUCAUAAAACUUUUUUUCAAUAACACCAACUGUUUUAAGCUACUGAAAUUGUUGCAUUUCAUUGGCUGCAGAGAGCAAAUAUUACCUAGAAUUCAAGCAUUUAUUUAAUAUUGAUAACUAUUUAUUUUGAUGAAAUUGGGCCCUAGAGUCAAAUAAUUGAAAAUGUCUGUUACAUUGUUUACAUAACCAUAGUUUUGUGGUUUCUAUUUGAAUUACUGUUAUGAUUUUGAAAUUUUGUUUCACACCUAUGCCUGUUGUCCACAUGUUUUGAGAGAAAAUGCUUUUCACAAUUAUCGUUUGAUAAAUUCUCUUCAAUGUAAGAAAGGAGAGAAAUUAAGAUAAAGAAGAUGUAUUUUUUCACAUUAUUUUAUUAGCCAAACACAGUGAGAGCACUUGUUUUCAAAGAUUUAGUUAUUCUAUUGCAAUGGUUUUGCAAGGUUAUUGAAUGUAAAUAUAAUUUAAGUGACAUUUUAUUUAUCAAAUGUUUGUGUGUGUAAUCUUUCAGUAUUUUUAUGCGAGACAUUCACAAUUUCUUCACUGAAUGAUGAUACAAACGUAAAUACAUGUAUGUACAUGUAGUAUAAAUCCAUAACAAGUGUCUAUUUUUUUAUAUUCAUGCAUUGUUUCAUAGGAAAAAGAUUUAAAUUUUAAAGCAAAAAAAAUAGAUCAAGGAAGGGCAUAAACUGAUGGGUAUCAGGCAUAGUAUAAACAUUAUGUAGGGCACUCAAAGGAAAUAUGCUUAGUAAUCAUAACUAUAUUGACAAAAGAGAUGUCUAGCGUUGUACUCCCACGUUGCACCAUCUUUUUUUCUAUUUUUUCAUGCACAAAACAUGCAAGACAGAUUAAUGCAUUGAUGUUUUGCUCAUCAAAUACUUAACAAAAUUCACCUGAAUUGCCUGUGACACACUUUUAAAAGUAUUCUUGUUUGCACAUUUCUUUUUGACAAAAAAUGGAAAAUCUAUUCAUAAAAGCAAAAGUUAUUAUCUAUUAAUGGUUGUAUGUACGUAAAGCAAAAAAAUUAGAAACACAAGUCCCCCGAAAAACAUGGUAAAGUUCAACAUCUGAUGUAUUCAUAAUUGUCUUCCAAUUUUAUAACAAUUUUAGUGCUGUGAUAUGUUCUUCUCUCACGCUUGAUAAAACAUAUAUCAAAAUGGAAAUAGUUCAAAUUUACAGAAUUUCCUUCAGAUAUGUAGUGUUAUAUAUAUUUUGUUAAGGUAAUUUAUAAGACUUAUAAAACAAGAAUUGCCAAAAAAUACCACCUCCACAUUUAAACCAUUGAGUUUGAGCACAUCGUACUUGUAUCUUGUAAGUUUGAGUUUAUUUCUUUUCAAUGUAACAACUUGUUGAUGUUAGUUAAACCAUGAUCAGUUGAGAGUUUCUGUUCAUAUAACAGUCAGUGAAGAUUGUAGAUUAGUAUUCUGUAAUGUAGAGUGACAUUGAAAAAUUUGAAGAAAAAAAAUAAUAACUUGGGUCUUGAUUAUAAAUAUGCU